CAAACACUUCAGGAACACCAUCGAGCACGGACCAUUGAGGAAUCGGAAGAUCGGAAGCCUUUAAAAGAGAGGCCCAACGUAUCCGGGAGAAACUGGAUUAUGUGAAAGGACUGGGUGUAGAUACCGUGUGGAUUCAGCCUGUUUAUAAGUCGCCCAUGGUCGAUAUGGGUUACGACGUUGAGGAUCACAAAGUUGUCGAUCCACUGUUCGGUGACAUUGAAGAUUACAAGAAACUUCUUGCUGCAGCGAAGGAAAAAGGGCUGAAACUCAUUAUAGAUUUCGUCCCAAAUCACUCGAGUGAUUUAAGUGUCUGGUUCAAACUUUCUGAGCAACGGAUCGAGCCCUACACGGAUUACUACGUUUGGAGAGAUGCGAAACCUAUAAACGCAACUCACUCUACAGUUCCAAAUAACUGGCGUUGUCGGUUUGGUGGUUCAGCUUGGGAAUGGAACGAAAAACGACAACAAUAUUAUCUGCAUCAAUUUGCUGUACAGCAACCCGACCUGAAUUAUCGCAGUGCGAAUGUCAGGAAAGAAAUGGAGGAUGUGCUGCUAUUUUGGCUGGACUUAGGAGUUGACGGAUUUCGAGUCGACGCUCCGCAGAUGCUGUUCGAGGGUGCCGAUUUCGAGGACGAACCACCGAACCCUGACUUCAAGGGUGGCGACAACGACGCAGUUUCAGUCCUCCACAUAUACACCGACCGACAGCCGGAAAACUAUGAGCUCAUUCAGUCGUGGAGGAGGCUUCUCGACGAGUGCUCUAAAAAAGACGGCGUUACCAGGGUAAUGUGCACCGAGGACUAUGUUGAGACGACGGAGCUGGUGAAAUAUUUCGGAAAUUCUUCGAGUCCAGGCUCUCACGUUCCGUUUUACCUGCUGCAAGCUUACGCGGAUCAUGAGUGGAACGCAACUACUCUGGAUCAGUAUGUCCAUGCAGAAAUCGAUAUUUAUCCCAAAGGAUCCUACAACUGGGUGCUGGACAACCACGACAACCCGCGGAGCUCGGCGCGGUUCUGCGAGGAGAGCAUGGACUCGUGGAAUAUGUUGACGCUCCUCAUGCCCGGAGUGGCGAGCAUCUACUACGGGAGCGAGCUCGGGAUGUUGGACAUGAACCCGCGUCACGAUCAACGCCAGGAUCCUCUCAACGGCGCCGGAACUCGAAGCGAUCCGAGGGACUCCUCCAGAGCCCCCAUGCUCUGGGAUCAUACGAAAAAUGCCGGUUUCACGACAGCUGACAAACCGUGGUUACCAGUGCAUCCGAACUAUUGGAGGGGUAACGUCAAAUCACAGGAGCAAGAUCCAAGUAGUCAUCUUAAUAUUUUUAAACGAUAGGUGACAUUGAGAAAAACUCCCGUUGCGAUGCACGGUGAUCUCAAAACUUACGUGCUCAACACUUGGGUUUACAUGUUCACCAGGUCGAUUAACGAUGAGACUAUCGCAGUGUUGAUGAACGUCGGAUUAGAAACUGAGGAAAUCUGCGAUCUCAGAAUUACUGCGAAAGAAUUACCAGAGAUUAUGUAUGUUCAUACAGCCAGCAUCAAUUCAGCGAUUAAAAUCGGGGAUAAAGCGAAUUUCACUGGACCAGAAUGCCUGUAUAUGAGGCCACAGUCAGGACUAGUUCUCGCAAAAAGUCAUGGAAUUGCCGUCUCCAGCUCUAUUGUAGUUCUUCUUGCCACAGUUUGCUCAAGAAUGCUGUUAUAAUAUGUAACAGCGCGAGGUUCCUUUAAAAGUGCUCGAUGGUGCAUUUGCUUGAUACUUUUGUAGUUCUGAAAGUGUUAAACUAUUCUACCUUCAUAAAACUUGAUAAUGCUGAUAAACCAAAAUAAA
Molecule: messenger RNA, 1826 nt
Organism: Bemisia tabaci
Lineage: Eukaryota; Metazoa; Arthropoda; Insecta; Hemiptera; Aleyrodidae
Source: RefSeq, a predicted model, not a curated record